UUUAUCAAGUGACGCGCGUUCGAUGUGCUUCGGUCUCAGUGUACAGUGUACGUUAAGCGACACGAAAUCAACCGACGGAAGAGUCAUAAAAUCGGACCGUCGUCGCUGCGUACCGAUUGGACUUUGAGCGGUCAAAGAUUGGAUUGAGAUGGUGGAUUCCUUCUUGUGCAAGAUAUAUCAGGUCACAGAUAUAUCGUGGUUGUCCUGCUGUGAGGAUCGUUUUGUCAGUAGUUAGACGUUCGAUACAUUGCUGGGAAUACCAAGCAGAAGCAUGUCGUUUGAGUUGGAUACAACACAACCGGAAUCGGAAGCCCUGGCUUUCGCUGAGAAGGAGCUCCGGGAGACUGAGAAUAACACGAAGGAGGGGCUCGCAGCCUUAAAGAAAUAUAUCGAGGACGACCAAACGCUCCAUUUUCGUAAGGACGAUGUUUUCCUUUUAAUAUUCCUGCGACCAUGCAAAUUCUACGCGAAGAGCGCCUACGAGCUGAUGAAGAGGAUCGCCGAGUUCAAAGAUAAAAACGCAAUUCUGUUGUCUAAUUUGAUGCCAAACGACGAGAGGGUCGCUAUGCUCGAGCACAACGUGGUGAAUGUCAUCAAAGGAAGAGAUCACAAGAAUCGAAGAAUACUUAUUGUUAACUGCGGAAAGUCCUGGGACCCGUCUGCUGUCAGCGCCGACCAAAUAUUUCGAGUGUUGUAUUUGGUUCACCAACUUGCCAUGUGGGAACCGCUAACUCAGAUAUACGGAACUGUCGUCAUAAUGGAUUUCGACGGCCUAAGUAUGAAACAAGUGAUGGGCAUGACACCAUCUUUUUGUAUGAAACUCUUGACGUUUAUUCAGGAAGCUAUGCCUCUGCGUUUGAAAGAGGUACACUUCGUAAAACAACCGUUCCUAUUCAACAUGGUGUGGCAGAUGUUCAAGCCCUUCGUGAAGGAAAAGCUAAAGAAACGUAUGUUCUUCCACGGCAAUAAGAUGUCUGCCCUUCAUGCAUACAUUCCAGUUAGUCACAUUCCGAAGAACUAUGGGGGCAAUCUGCCGGAAAUCGAUUACACCAGUGCCGAUUGGUAUCCUGUACUGCUUCAGCACGAAGAUAAGAUCAAAGAAUGGAAUUCGUACGGAUAUUGUAAAAAUGAAUAAUCAAUAUAGAAAAACGAAGAGACUAAAACAAUGAAGCAUUCGAAUUAUAUCUACUA
Messenger RNA from Bombus pascuorum, 1191 nucleotides. RefSeq names its product retinaldehyde-binding protein 1. The transcript has 5 exons. Bases 272 to 1135 code for a protein of 287 amino acids. Gene Ontology annotation, molecular function: phosphatidylinositol bisphosphate binding. NCBI's taxonomy places the organism in Eukaryota, Metazoa, Arthropoda, Insecta, Hymenoptera, Apidae. Gene Ontology annotation, cellular component: membrane. The record is from RefSeq and is a predicted model, not a curated record.